Penicilliopsis zonata CBS 506.65 is the source of this 1326-nucleotide messenger RNA. RefSeq lists its product as hypothetical. Lineage: Eukaryota; Fungi; Ascomycota; Eurotiomycetes; Eurotiales; Aspergillaceae. The record is from RefSeq and is a predicted model, not a curated record. The transcript has a single exon. Gene Ontology annotation, cellular component: nucleus; cytosol; perinuclear region of cytoplasm. Gene Ontology annotation, molecular function: small GTPase binding; GTPase activator activity. The coding region runs from base 64 to 1323 and encodes 419 amino acids. Gene Ontology annotation, biological process: activation of GTPase activity; nucleocytoplasmic transport.
UUUUUUUUUUUUUCUUCAAGCCUGCCAAAGAUCCUCGCCCUGCCCCCUUGAAAAUACCCCGCCAUGGCCCCUCCAACUGUGUUCUCCCUCGAGGGCAAAGGCCUCAAGCUCAACACCGCCGAGGACAUUGAGUCCCAUAUCAAGCCUCUCGUUGAGAGCACCGAAUUCACGGAGAUUCGUCUGGGAGGAAACACGCUCGGUGUUGGCGCCAGCGAACGCCUCGCUGCGGUCCUAACGACGCAGAAGAAGCUGGAAGUCGCCGAUCUUGCCGAUAUCUUUACGGGACGUCUGCUGUCGGAGAUCCCACAGGCCCUCUCCUUCCUCCUCAAUGCCCUUCUCGAGAUUUCGACCCUCCACACUGUCAAUCUUUCCGACAAUGCGUUCGGUCUCAACACCCAGGCGCCCCUGGUCGAUUUCCUGUCCCGCCACGUGCCCCUGCGCCACCUGAUCCUUAACAACAACGGUCUGGGCCCGGCGGCUGGAACCUUGAUCGCCGAUGCGCUCAGCAAGCUCGGCGAGCGCAAGGAGGAGGCUCGGAAGAGUGGGAAGGAGGUUGCGCUGUUGGAGAGCAUUGUCUGCGGUCGCAAUCGCUUGGAGAAUGGCAGCAUGGCUGCCUGGGCCCGGGCCUACAAGGUGCAUGCGGCGGGGAUCCGCUCGGUGAAGAUGACCCAGAAUGGUAUCAGACAGGAGGGUAUUUCAUUGUUGUUGAAGGAUGGUCUGCGCCAUGCCAGUGCGCUCGAGGUGCUUGACCUCCAGGACAACACCUUCACCAUCAUGGGAUCGACCGCUCUCGCCGUUGUUGUGACCGGCUGGCAGUCUCUCCGAGAGCUCGGCGUUGGAGAUUGCCUGCUGUCUGCGCGCGGUGGAAUCAAGGUUGCUCAGGCGCUCGCCGAGGGCAAGAACGCAAAGAUCGAGACGCUGCGUCUGCAGUACAACGAGAUCUCUGCCGAGGGCGUGAAGCAACUCCUCCACGCUGCCAAGACCGCUCUGCCGUCGCUGCGCCGGAUCGAAAUGAAUGGUAACAGGUUCUUCGAGGAUGACAGCAAUAUCGUGGAGCUGAGCGAACUCCUCGACGAGCGCAAGGAGGAACACGGUACAGAUGACGACCCGGAGGAAAUGUGGGGUAUCGAUGAACUCGACGAGCUUGAGGAAGAAAGCGAAGAGGAGGAGGAAGAAGAGGAAGAAGAGGAGGAGGAGGAGGAAGAGCGCAAGGCUGACAAGACUCUCAAGGAGGCCAUCGAGGCUGAGGAAUCGAAUGUGGCUCAGGAGAAAGAUAAAGAUGUCGACCAGUUGGCCGAUAUCCUAGGCAAGACCGGUCUGUAAUGC